This is a messenger RNA of Nematolebias whitei (Rio pearlfish), 2233 nucleotides long. It is a transcript of the gene hook3, whose product is annotated as hook microtubule-tethering protein 3. The record is from RefSeq and is a predicted model, not a curated record. Gene Ontology annotation, molecular function: dynein light intermediate chain binding; microtubule binding. Gene Ontology annotation, biological process: cytoskeleton-dependent intracellular transport; cytoplasmic microtubule organization. The transcript is spliced from 23 exons. Gene Ontology annotation, cellular component: centrosome; cytoplasm. Bases 80 to 2233 code for a protein of 717 amino acids. Lineage: Eukaryota; Metazoa; Chordata; Actinopteri; Cyprinodontiformes; Rivulidae.
CCUGAGAGAGAUCGGGAGUAUAUGAAGCUCACGGUUAAGUUCGAGCUCCCGUCGACGAGUCGGUCUACGUUUGGUAACAAUGAGUACAUCGGAGACGUUGGAUCGAAUGGAGCUCUGUGAAAGUCUUUUAACAUGGAUCCAGACAUUUGGAGUGGAAGCACCGUGCAAGACCGUAGAAGAUCUGACAAGUGGCAUCGUCAUGGCUCAAGUUCUGCAGAAAAUAGAUUUGGUGUAUUUCAAUGAUGCAUGGAUUAGCAGAAUCAAACCAGAUGCUGGAGACAACUGGAGGUUAAAGAUCAGCAAUCUAAAAAAAGUCCUAAAAGGCAUUUUAGACUAUAAUCAGGAGAUCUUAGGCCAGCACAUUAAUGACUUCACACUACCUGAUGUAAAUCUGAUUGGGGAACACUCGGACGCAGCAGAACUUGGGAGGAUGUUGCAGCUCAUAUUGGGCUGUGCUGUUAACUGUGAACAGAAACAAGAAUACAUCCAAACCAUAAUGAUGAUGGAGGAAUCGGUACAGCACGUUGUCAUGACAGCCAUUCAAGAGUUGAUGAGUAAAGAGACUCCAGUCACAGGAGGCAAUGAGUCGUAUGUGGAUCUAGACAGACAGCUGAAGAAGACUGCAGAGGAGCUGAAUGAUGCUUUGGCUACUAAAGAAGAGAUUGCCCAGAGGUGCCGUGAGCUUGACCUGCAGGUGGCAGCUCUGCAAGAAGAAAAAAGCAGCUUGCUGGCAGAAAACCAGGUUCUGAUGGAGAGACUCAACCAGUCUGACUCCAUAGAGGACAUAAACAGCCCUGCUGGACGCAGACAUCUCCAGCUGCAAACACAGCUGGAGCAGCUCCAGGAGGAAACGUUCAGGUUAGAGGCAGCAAAAGACGACUACCGGAUUCGUUGUGAGGAGCUGGAAAAAGAACUUGUGGAUGUGAAAUCCCAGAACGAAGAGCUCACAACUCUGGCUGAUGAAGCACAGUCUCUCAAGGAUGAGAUGGAUGUCCUCAGGCACUCGUCUGAUAAAGUGUCAAAACUGGAGGGCACAGUAGAGCACUACAAAAAAAAACUAGAGGACAUGGGGCUGCUCAGGAGACAGAUUAAACUUUUGGAAGAGAAGAACACAGUCCUAAUGCAGACUAAUGUCGGCUUGGAAGAAGAGCUUCGAAAAGCUAACGCUACAAAGGGUCAGCUGGAGACUUACAAGAGACAGGUGGUUGAACUUCAGAACCGGCUGUCAGAAGAGUCGAAAAAGGCUGACAAGAUGGAGUUUGAGUACAAACGUGUCAAAGAGAAAGUGGACUCGCUACAAAAAGAAAAAGACCGUAUGAGGACAGAAAGGGACUCGUUGAAGGAGACUAUUGAAGAGCUACACUGCGUCCAGGCUCAAGAGGGACGGCUAACGUCAAGUUUGUUCCCACUGGGCAGCAACGACGGCUCUGACUCGCUGGCUGCUGAGAUCACCACCCCUGAAAUUCGAGAGCAUCUGAUUCGUCUUCAACAUGAGAACAAGAUGCUGAAGCUGGCCCACGAGGGAUCUGACAACGAGAAGAUUGCGCUGUUGCAGAGUCUGCUCGAAGACGCCAACAGAAGAAAGAGUGAACUGGAGACAGAAAACAGAAUAACCAAUCAACGCUUGAUGGAGGAACAGAGUCAGGUAGAAGAACUCCAAAAAACCGUUCAAGAACAGGGUUCUAAAGCAGAUGAUUCUUCUGUCCUCAAAAAGAAAUAUGACGAACACAUGGAAAAACUGCACGAGUUGAACAACGAGCUACUGAGGAAGAACGCUUUAAUUGAUGAGAUGGAGCCAAAAUAUGCCGCCAGCUCCCAACGAGUGGACGAGCUAGAAGAAGCUUUGAAGAAAAAGGAUGACGAGAUGAAACAGAUGGAAGAGAGAUAUAAGAAAUACCUAGAAAAAGCCAAAAGUGUUAUUCGGACUCUGGACCCAAAGCAGAACCAGGGCUCAGGUCCAGAAGUCCAAGCUCUGAAAAACCAGCUACAGGAGAAGGAAAGAAUGCUGCAUUCACUGGAGAAAGAAAUGGACAAAGCGAAGAGCCAGAGAGAUCACGAGGAGAAGUUAAUUGUUUCAGCUUGGUACAAUAUGGGCAUGUCUAUGCAGAAGAAGGCGGCUGAAGACAGACUCGCCAACACCGGCUCUGGUCAGUCCUUCCUGGCCCGCCAGAGACAAGCCACCAGCUCACGCCGCUCCUACCCAGGCCACGUCCAGCCAGCUACCACGAGGUAG